AUGCGCCACAAUCCCCGCGAACAGACGAAUACAUUGAGUAGUCUUUGCCUUGCUAGUCGGUAUAUGCGAGCUCUCGCUGAACGCGUCCUCGAUCACUUUCCGCGCAUCUAUUCCUACACUGAAUUCUUUCGCACGCUCCAGUCUCGGCCUGAGCUAGCAGAAUAUGUCAAAGUGCUCACUUGGGUUUAUUUUGAGGAUAUGGGACGCCCUUGGGUUCCUCUUCCUGGUAAAAGCUCAAUACCACGCGAGAAUAUCUGGUAUCUAAGAAGCCUAGCAACAGAACUAAAGCUAUCAGAUCUAGAACUGCGGAAAUUUGAAGAGACAUUUUCCGAGUAUCCUCAGAGCGCAGACAGCGAAAUAAGCGCAAACUAUGACGAUGGAAUGUGCCAGGCUUUUGAUAAUCUCGUUACAUCUCUCAUGUUGGGACUAUGUCCGCGGCUAGAACUCGCAUCUGUCAACUUCGAAGAUGCGCAAGAAAAGCUGCGCCGACAGAAUUUACCCCAAAAUCCAGUGACAUUUCAGUAUCUUCCAGGCCUUGUUCAGCAAAGAUUCGACAACUACGGUUUCCGCUCCUUGCGUACCUUAGUUAUACAAAACACAAUGCUAGAUAAGCCAAACAUGGUAGCUAUUGGGAGUAUAUCUUGCGUAUUAAAAGCCCUUCCGAAUCUUCAACGCCUUAUGUUUUAUCGAGGAUUUUCAGAAGAGUAUCCCGACGACGAUCUGCCGUGGAGUGAUGACGAGCUGGACGCUGCGCACAGUUCGCUGCGCAACCUAAAGGAACUUACAUUUACUUGCUACUCCAGAUUCGAAAGCCUCUACCGCUACCGGCCAUAA
Molecule: messenger RNA, 834 nt
Organism: [Torrubiella] hemipterigena
Lineage: Eukaryota; Fungi; Ascomycota; Sordariomycetes; Hypocreales; Clavicipitaceae
Source: the annotation of a GenBank genome assembly